Molecule: messenger RNA, 1701 nt
Organism: Microplitis mediator
Lineage: Eukaryota; Metazoa; Arthropoda; Insecta; Hymenoptera; Braconidae
Product: putative leucine-rich repeat-containing protein DDB_G0290503
Exons: 1
Coding region: 44-1567 (507 amino acids)
Source: RefSeq, a predicted model, not a curated record
CGCUCAUAAUAAAGAAAAAUAAAACGCAACAAAUAGUCUUAUCAUGAACAAUAAUGAAAAUAGUACAUCAAACUGGAUUUUCUUACUAUUCUUAGUAGUGAUUAUAAUAGGGGGGUUGCUAUUUAUGCGCAACCAGACAAAAUCAGAUGAAACUGUAAGAGAAGAAUCAUCAAAUAAUAAUCAUGAAUCAGAGAAUACAGUGGAACAGCUAAAGAAUCAAAUUGAAGCGAAGGAUAAAGAGAUAAAAACCAAAAACGAAAAAGUGGAACAGCAAAAGAAUCAAAUUGAACUGAAGGAUAAAGAGAUAACAACUAAAAAUAAAACAGUGGAACAGCUAAGGAAUCAAAUUAUAGAGAAGGAUAAAGAGAUAAAAACUAAGAACGAAAAAGUGGAACAGCAAAAUAAACAAAUUGAAACGAAGGAUAAAGAGAUAAAAACCAAGAACGAAAAAGUGGAGCAGCAAACGAAUCAAAUUGAACUGAAGGAUAAAGAGAUAACAACUAAAAAUAAAACAGUGGAACAGCUAAAGAAUCAAAUUAUAGAGAAGGAUAAUGAGAUAAAUACCCACAAACAAACAGUAGAACAGCUAAAGAAUCAAAUUAAUUCGAAGGAUAAUGAGAUAACAACUAAAAAUAAAACAGUGGAACAGCUAAAGAAUCAAAUUAUAGAGAAGGAUAAUGAGAUAACAACUAAAAAUAAAACAGUGGAACAGCUAAAGAAUCAAAUUAUAGAGAAGGAUAAUGAGAUAAAUACCCACAAACAAACAGUAGAACAGCUAAAGAAUCAAAUUAAUUCGAAGGAUAAUGAGAUAACAACUAAAAAUAAAACAGUGGAACAGCUAAAGAAUCAAAUUAUAGAGAAGGAUAAUGAGAUAAAUAGCCACAAACAAACAGUAGAACAGCUAAAGAAUCAAAUUAAUUCGAAGGAUAAUGAGAUAACAACUAAAAAUAAAACAGUGGAACAGCUAAAGAAUCAAAUUAUAGAGAAGGAUAAUGAGAUAACAACUAAAAAUAAAACAGUGGAACAGCUAAAGAAUCAAAUUAUAGAGAAGGAUAAUGAGAUAAAUACCCACAAACAAACAGUAGAACAGCUAAAGAAUCAAAUUAAUUCGAAGGAUAAUGAGAUAACAACUAAAAAUAAAACAGUGGAACAGCUAAAGAAUCAAAUUAUAGAGAAGGAUAAUGAGAUAAAUACCCACAAACAAACAGUAGAACAGCUAAAGAAUCAAAUUAAUUCGAAGGAUAAUGAGAUAACAACUAAAAAUAAAACAGUGGAACAGCUAAAGAAUCAAAUUAUAGAGAAGGAUAAUGAGAUAAAUACCCACAAACAAACAGUAGAACAGCUAAAGAAUCAAAUUAAUUCGAAGGAUAAUGAGAUAACAACUAAAAAUAAAACAGUGGAACAGCUAAAGAAUCAAAUUAUAGAGAAGGAUAAUGAGAUAAAUGAGGUGAAAGAGCUAAAUAAACAACGAGAAAAGUCCGAUGAACAGACAAUUGCCGACAUGGAAGAGCUUCGAAAGGUAUUGUUACAGCUCAAAAAAGAAUUAGAAGAGAAAAACCGAGAAUAGAGAAAAAGUGGGAAUAAAAUGAAAACAUUUAAAAAUAACGUGAAAUCAGCUACAUCUUCACUCAGCCAUCUUUGGUAUACUGCAAAUCCAAGUGUUUUAUUUUAAAACACUUUAAGCGUUUAAAUACUUGUAGU